This is a messenger RNA of Penicillium odoratum, 828 nucleotides long. RefSeq lists its product as uncharacterized. Gene Ontology annotation, molecular function: GTPase activity; GTP binding. The record is from RefSeq and is a predicted model, not a curated record. Gene Ontology annotation, biological process: regulation of endocytosis. NCBI's taxonomy places the organism in Eukaryota, Fungi, Ascomycota, Eurotiomycetes, Eurotiales, Aspergillaceae. The coding region runs from base 1 to 828 and encodes 275 amino acids. Gene Ontology annotation, cellular component: endosome. The transcript is spliced from 2 exons.
AUGUCCCAGCCAUGGGACUAUAUUGCUAAGCUCGUUUGCAUCGGUGAUUCCGGCACCGGCAAGUCCAGCCUCACUAUCCGCCUCUGUGAAGGUCGCUUCUCCUCGUCGCAUGAUGUCACCAUUGGGGUUGAGUUCGGGUCAAGGAUUGUUCCAGUAGGACCACCUGCUUCGCGAGAGUUGGGCAUUGAGGAGUUCUCUCGCGACGCGUCUGGCUCUGGUGGAGAUCCAUCUCCAUCAGAGUCCGCAACUUCGGGUCUACCCAGCCCGCCACGCAAGCCGGAGUCUUCUUCCCCCCAGAAGCGAAUGAAACUGUCGUUGUGGGAUACAGCUGGACAGGAGACAUACAAAUCCAUCACUCGAUCUUACUUUCGCGGCGCAUCUGGAGCUCUUCUUGUUUUCGACAUCUCAAGACGCUCAACCUUCGUCUCCUGUACACAGUGGCUCCAGGAUCUACGUCUGAUCGCAGAAGAUGGAAUCGUGGUAAUUUUAGUGGGCAACAAAACCGACUUAGCGGGACAGGAAUCCGUAUCGAACCAAAGACAGGUGACGCAACAGGAGGCAGAGGAAUGGUGUCGCAUGAACAACAUCGUCCGCUACGUCGAAACCAGCGCCAAGUCUGGGGAUGGGGUGGAACAAGCCUUUUUGGAAGUCGCGGAGCGAAUUUAUCGUAAUAUUGAAGCCGGCAGAUAUGACCUUAAUGAUCGUCGCAGCGGAGUGAAAGGGUUUGGCGCCUCUGGUGGCAGUAACACCGGGGUACCAAAAACAAUUACUUUGGGCAUGGAUGACGCAAUGCGCAAAGGCAGUGGCUGGAGCGGGGGUUGCUGUUAA